Messenger RNA from Orussus abietinus, 4489 nucleotides. RefSeq names its product transcriptional regulator Myc-B (gene Myc). Gene Ontology annotation, molecular function: RNA polymerase II cis-regulatory region sequence-specific DNA binding; DNA-binding transcription factor activity, RNA polymerase II-specific; protein dimerization activity. The transcript is spliced from 4 exons. Gene Ontology annotation, biological process: regulation of transcription by RNA polymerase II. Lineage: Eukaryota; Metazoa; Arthropoda; Insecta; Hymenoptera; Orussidae. The record is from RefSeq and is a predicted model, not a curated record. The coding region runs from base 573 to 1973 and encodes 466 amino acids.
GACGCGGCAGGGGUGUUUCGCGUUCCGUCUCCCGACACCGGGCGCGCAGAGAUCGGCCUUGCGCGCGCGCGAGUGCGACCCACCCGCGAGCCAGCCGCCGUUGGAGGAUGCCCGAGUGCCGCGUCGACCAUCGGGAGUUAUCGCAGACCCGGGACAGCGGUUAACGGCGCCGGCGACGCCACGUCGGCCGGGCGGCCCCCUAGUCGACGUCGGGAGGCGCGAAGUGAGCCGCGAGAGGCGGAGGGAGAGAGAGAGAGAGCGAGAGAGAGAGAGAGAGAGAGAGUGAGAGAGAGCGAGCCCCAACGGAGGGAGGAGCGCGCCGGCGGCAUUCCUCGCGCAGCGGUCCCGCGGGCGCCACCUAGCGCCGCGCCGCCGGAACUAGCCGGAACUAGCCGGAACUAGCCGAGGCCGCCCGAGGGAGCCCGGGAGGCGGCGCCGCGGACACCUUUGGGACACCUCCGCGUGCUCUCGCCGAGGCGCGAGGGGCGACGAAGACCGCGAGGACGGACGUCUUGGGGCCAGCCUCGGAGGCAGGGGAGCGGGCCCGGUCCCCGGGCCCCUGGGGAUCCAGGAUGCCGGUGCCGGUGGCGGCCUGGGAGAGCCCCGAGCUCGGCCUCCUCUACGGGCCCGCCGACACGGCGACGGUCGUCUCCGAGGACAUCUGGAAGAAGUUCGACAUGGACGGGCUGGAGGGUCCCCAUCCGCUCCUCGGUUACGAGGAGGAGGCCCUCUCGGACGUCUGCGACGAGCUCUCCUUCUCGUGCCUGGGCUCCCGGGAGAUCCGGCACCACGACUGCAUGUGGGCGGGCCUGUGCAUCAGCAAGGAGCACAACCGGAUCCUCUCGACCAGGAGGAGCGCCCAGGCCCCGAAGAGCGUGCCCGCCGGUCACAGUCUGCUGAUCUCGAGGGCGGCCCCGCCCCCCCGGCGGUGUCGGCCCCCGAAGAACCUGGAAAGCGACGGGGACUCGACGAGACCCCAGACCCCCCAGAGCUCGGACGAGGACACCGAGACCGACGACGAGGAGGAGGAAGAGGAGGACCAGGAGGAGCGGACGGGGAGGGGGAGGACGCGCACCCAGGAGAAGCUGUCCGAGUGCCUGAGCACGACCGAGGCCGCCCCCGUGAGCGAGGUCACUGGCCAGCUGGUGCGCAGCUUCCACGAGAGGAGGCGCAUGGAGGAGGCCGCCGAGCCUACCGAGGUCAGGAACACCCUCAGCGACCACUGCUACCACCUGAACGAGUUCGACGGGAAGCGACUCGACCAUCUCGGCGUGCAGACGCCCUCGGACUCGGAGGAGGAAGGCGCCGAGGAGGAGGAGGAGGACGAGGAGGAGGAGGAGAUCGACGUGGUGACGUUCGAGAAGCCGACGAGGCCCGCGGGUUUCCCGACGUAUCCGAGCCCGGAGGAGCAGCAGCGGUUCCAGGCAACAGUGAAGACUGCCCUGAAGGAGCGGGUGCCGACCGGCCGGCCCCGGGGGCGACCCCCCUCCUCGGGGACCCAGAGGAAGAGGACGGCCCAGGGCGAGCCAAAGCCGGCCAAGCGGCCGCGACCCAGGAGCUACCAGAAGAGGGGCAGGCCCCCCGCGACCCCCGUCCUGCCGCCGAGCCCGCCGACCCCCCCGACGCCCCCCAGGACGGUGCACCAGCCGACCCCCCAGAAGGCCCACUCCUCGAGGUGCAGCUCCGACGACGAGCAGGACUCCGGUAAGCGGAGCCUCCACAACAACAUGGAACGCCAGCGGAGGAUCGAGCUCAGGAACGCGUUCGAGGAGCUCAGGGUCCUGGUCCCGGCCCUCGAGGCCAAGGACAAGGCCCCCAAGGUCGCCAUCCUCAGGCAGGCCGCGGUCUACUGUGAUAUCCUCUCGGAGACCGCCGAGAUCACCGAGGCCAAGGUCGCCGAGCUCAAGAGGCACCAGGCCAGGCUCAGGGCGAGGCUCUCGCAGCUCAGGCGGAACCUGGCGCUGACCCGCUGAGGAGGAGGGACACGUCGACCCUCGAGCUCCGAUGCACCCUGGACGGAGUCCUCCUUGGAGGGGACUGCACGGGGAAGAGGAAUGCUUCCGGCGGGAGGUAAUCCUAGGGAUUUGACCCGUGGGGGUGGCGGCGGAGGGUGGCCCAUCCCGGGAGCAGAGGACGGGAACGACCUACCUGGGUGAGAGCACUUACCAGCUCCGAGGAGGACCGCGACGACGGGGAACGCCUGUGGCCGAGCUAGCCCGUUGCCGCGAGAAACUGUCGAUAUGACGAUGAAGAAAUAUGGAAGGAAAGAAAGAAAGAAUAAAAAAAAAUGAAGGACGUUCACGUCGAUUAAAGAGAAAUAAAGAGAGAAAGAGAGACACCGAAAAUGGACGACCGUCUCAUUUAUGCGCGGCUGUUAAAAAGAGAAGGAAAAAAAGAAAGAAAGAACCAAUAGAUGAUUUCUUGUCGCUUCAGGGACGCGUAGGAGGAAGGAGAGAGAGAGAGAGAAAGAAAGAGAGAAAUGUCGCGGGAACGGAGAGAGGAAAGGAGGCGAAAAAUACGGGAACCCGACACGGUCGAUGCACCGCAAUAUGUACCGAUAUACAUACAUAUAUAUUAUAAUAAUAAUAGAGAAUCUCUUCUUAUUUUUGCAAGAAAACCCGUGGAGAAAAAAUCAAGGAGAUAAAAAAAAACAAUGAAUACUGAUACAAGAGCAACCUGACGUUCGCGCAAAGGAGCGCGCGGCGUCGAUCGUUAUUAUUUUUCUAUUUCUCUUUCUUGCCUUGUAGAGGCGGAAUUUCGGAAGAGAAGAAAAUGCCUCGAGUAGAAGUCAGCCGGGAGGUCGAGACACGACAUGGGAUUUCGACGUCGGCGUCGCGACGCUCCUCGUCGACGAAAGAAAAUACCGCAGAGACUUAGCCGCUUUAAGGGGACCGCGGGCCACAAGCUUUUUUUGGUUUUUCCCGUUUUUCCUUUUUGUUUUAAUUUCACGCCACUUUUCCCGAGUCCGAGAUAUUUCGAUAUUUCGAGGAUUAGCAUUAGGAUACCAAGACUUCACGCGAUUCCAGCUGGAAGAGGUCCACCCAGGUUUACCCUGGGAAUCGCGUGACAGGGCCGAACAAAGUGGGUCGGAGUUCAGGGAAAAAAUCGCCUCUCGAUGACGCGAUUUCGGCGAAACGUUUCUUUUUCUUUUCUUUUCUUUUUGUUCCAUUCUUUUUCCUCAAUACCGAACCGCACCUCGUCGUGAUUGCGGCGCCAGGCUUUCGGGUCCUAUCUUGAGGAAUUGGCAGAUUGUUGUUAUUAUUAUUACCUAUUUUUUUUUUUCUCGAGAAUUCCAUUUUUUAACUCCGAUUUGACGCCGUUUGCGAGGUGAUCGAAAAGCGGCGCCGGGCUCGGUCGCGAGCUCCCUGUUCAUUAAACGUACCUACAUCUCUCGAUGACUAUGUUAAUGGUAAAUAGCGAAUAAUUAGUACACCAAUAGGAGUGCAGGCGUAUGCAUAGAUACACGCAUGAAUAUAUACACGAGGGUAUGGGUGUAUAUAUGUGGGCACAUACGUACAGAUUUAUAUAUAUAUAUGUCGGUCCUACGGUCGCCGGCUCGGUGCGCGUGCACCGAAUGCGCGAUCAGCUGAUCGCCCGUAGACCACGUGGCACGAGCACGUGCGUAGGUGCGUACAUACGAAUCGACGUGUACAUGGGUCGGGAGACGAUCAUGCGAGGUGUUUCGGAAAUUCGACCUAGGACAUGUACCUAGCCGGGCGGAAAUUCUUUUUUUAUUCUUUCUCUUCGUAUAUGUUGUUUUUUUUUUCCUACUUCCCGGCCCGGAAACGAAAAAUGCAAUCCUGUAAUAUUUAUACACGACGAUUCGCGGCGACACCCAGACACUGGCACUCACACACACGUACACGUACACCCUUAGGCGUAGUAUUUAUAUACCUCUAUUUACCGUCUUAUAUAACGCGGGCGCCGUUUUCUACGAAUCCCUCGGGCGAACUUUUGUACAGUGCUAUACUUUGUACGGUUAACGCGGUUUUCGAGCGAGGCGGGAAGGAAUUAGUUAUGUUGUGUACUUAAACGGAUGAGAGGAAAUAAGAAAAAGAUAGAAAUAGAAAAGAGGGAAGGAAGAAACGGUUCUAGUGACUCGCGGAUGUCGCUGGCUCGACGAAACGAUCCGGGAACGGUUUUGGAUUGUUUCUUUCUUUUUUUUCGCUCUCGAAGAGAUGUCGGAGGGUUUUUAUCACGUCCUUUGGGAAUCAUCUCGUGGAAGGGGGAUUUUGACGGCAGGUCUCGGGACGUUUCGACGAGCCAUUGGUGACUCUUCUCCUGGUACGAGAGCCUUAAUUGCGCGAGGCGAUUACUGUUGCUCGCCGCUAUGCUAAUGUUUUGUUUGAGAGAAUCGAAUGUCCUUUUGUUUAUCUUUUCUUUUCUUCUUUUUUCUUUUUCUACUAGGAAAAGGGGUCAGACAGUUCCUUGACAUUUAUGUUUUCAAAGUAUCUUAUCGACAUAUUAAAUAAAACGAUAUAUCAUUUAA